AUGGAAAAAACUAGACGGAAGGAGUCCCAUCAAGUUAUGAAAAAAGAACAUGGCGAAGGAAAAACUGAGGAAAGUAUCCAAGAAUACAAGGAUGAGACCAAGGACGAAAACGAAGUUAAAGAGAAAGAUAUGAGGACGGUUACGAUUACUUUGGACUACUAUCAGAAUAUAAUUCCACUGCAUCCCACUGCAGACAUUCAAACCAGAUGCAAGUACCUAGAUCGAAACUUGGGAGAAACGUCCCUCUUGCCGAUAACAGACGAACCAACCUUACCUAUAAAUGAAACGUUCACUUUCAAAAUAAAUAUAAACUGCAAGAAAGACAGCGACCAUCUAAUUUCAUCACCUGCCCUGUUAACCGUUUUGCAAUUUGCUGGGACCUGCGAUCCGGGACUAUACGAACAACUGCAAUUGUGCGAGAAUACAAAGCAUGUCGGUUCUGCCAAGUCGUUCGAAAGUAUCGUUAGCAUAUAUGAAGCAUUGACUGGAGAUACGGUGGAUCGCGAUAUCGUCGACGCAGCGGAAACAAAGGCGGUAGCUAGAAUGAAGAAAAUGGAAAAGAAAAAAGAGAAGAAGAGUGCAGCUAAUAAAAGCUCUAAGCCAACAAAAUCUCCUAAAGCCACUUCAAAAAAGCAAAAGCAAAAAAUAAGCGAGUCGACCAGCGUUGAUUCUCUGUCCCUAGAUGCGAAACCUACAACAUAUGGAAUGUGUGUCAUCGACUUUUUGCCUUUAUUUUACGGAAAGUCCAGUUUCACAGAAACUUUGAUGAUAAAUCCUGUGGAGUUAUUUUACGAUGAGCGCAUGAUCACUUACAAAAUUCGUCCAAAAAUCACCGUAACUGUUUCGAUUGAUAAAGAAAUAUGUUUCCCCCACACUACAAUCCUUAACUUUACAGUAGAGUCUCUUUUCAACAUUCCGUCAGUUAUGAAACCAGAUAUGGAUUAUAAGAUAUGCGCCAUGCUUCCUAUGGAGAAUUCUGUACAAUUUUUAUCAAAAAUUCGAGUAGCGAGUCCAUUAACCACAUUCAAUUUCCAUGAGGCUCUUAAGGAAACUGGUAUUACCGAUUCAUAUUUUGUACCAAAACCGCGAGAACCAGAAGUUACGGAAGAAGUGGUGGUACCAGAGCCUGAAGUGCCCAAAAACGAUAAAAAACCUGAAAAGUCAAAGAAGAAGGAAAAAUCUUCUGCUUCGAAGUACUCGAAAUCUACGAAGAAAGACUCUAAAAGACUCUCCCAGGCAAAAUCAGAUUUACAGCAACUUUUACCAUUGCCACCCGAACCCGUCCCAGAACCAGAACCGAGUACUCCCGUAUAUAGUGAAAAUGGAAAACCAACUUUUAUUACCGUAGAAAUAGAACUGUCCCAACCUAUUUUUAAAAAGCGAGACGUGGAAGACCUAGAGAAUGAAUUGCAGAGUUUACUGGAAGACAAAAAGGACAGCUCCCAUAAAGUCGUUUUAACCCAACACGUUAGUAAAGACUAUUACAAAGCGGUGUUAAACCAAAUUACAAAAGACAUAUACGACAAAUAUAAACAGUAUACCUCCCUAAAAGAGAAAGAAAGUAGUACUGUUGCAGAAAAAGACUUUAUUAAAUACUUGGAAAGCGUGGGUGCAUACCAGACCUACUUGACGUCCAUAAAGGAGGCAAUCUCUGUCGUUAUAACGACCAAAUUCCAUAUCAACGAAACCGACAAGAAAAAUUCGCACCUGUACCAGAAUUUUAUCGGCGAAGUAUUUGUAUACCUAGUUUCUGAAAUGAAUGACACCUUAAACAGACUCGUUUGUACUGGACUGCAACCCGUUGUCACUCCAAAACCGAAGCCUGCGGAUAAAUUGUAUUUUUACGCAAAAGAGGCGGCUGCGUUAGGAAAAAGAGAGCUGGCCGACAGAUAUUAUUUAGAAAUAAUUUGCUACAACGAAUUGCAGAAUCCCGAUAGCUGGUUCGAUUAUGCAGUUUUUAACUUAGAAAUUAAGCAGCCCGACAGAGCAUACGAGUGUGUGUUAAUAGCGUUAGAGAAGCAACGGUCUCAUCGAUACAGCCUUCUUCUUCUGGGCAUCAUGUUGGCCGACAAAGGACAGCGGAACGAAGCUGAAACGUGUUUUUUAAAUCUGUUAGUGUACCAACCACGAUGGGUGGAAGGUUGGGUUUCCCUCUUUCUAUUUUAUAAGAAAAUCGACAUAUACGAAGGAAUGGACAUGGCCAUGGAUAUGGUAAAAAAAUAUUUAGACGACGAAAGGACGACAAGCGAUUAUUUUAGUGAAAUGGAGGAUUUACUUUGGACGUCUAAAAUUUGCCCUAAAACGAUGUUUUUUCGCACUGCAGUUCUUCUAUUAAAAAUGAGAGUUUACGAAUGGGUAGAAAUGGCAUUGGUUCAAGAAGUUCAAAGACAUUUCGGCAUUACCCAUUAUCUACUAUCGGCUGUAUGUCUGUAUCAGGAACUGUACGAACAAGCAUUGGAACACAUUCAACUUACCAAGGCGUAUUGUGGACCAGAUUACGCUGUUUCGUCAUUGUCCGGGCACUGCCUCUACGCUCUCAGCAGGCUACCUGAAGCUCAAGAAGAUUAUUAUCAUGUUUUAGAAUCUCUCGAUAGACCGGACGAUAUACAUAUGGUGUAUAUCAACUGCGCCCAAAUACUAGACGAUUCUGGGAAUCGCCAGGACGCACGGAAACUGAUUUUGUUGGCUUGCAAGCACAGCCCCACUCAUUAUACUUGGUACAGAGCGGGGCUGUUAUAUUUUCAGGACAACGAUUUAUUAAGCGCGGAAGAGUGCUUCUCGGAGGCAAAUUUUAAGGACAACCGAUGCCCCGAGUAUUGGGGAUAUUUGACCAUAAUUAAUUUGAAACUAAACAGGCUCAGUCAAGCAGAGUUAUGCUACUCCCAAGCCUUAAAGAACAACUUGAACGAUGCAAUGUGCGAGGAAAUAAGAAAGGAAUUCAAAAAAUGUUCAACG
This is a messenger RNA of Anoplophora glabripennis (Asian longhorned beetle), 2955 nucleotides long. Its product is annotated as cilia- and flagella-associated protein 70-like. The transcript has 15 exons. Gene Ontology annotation, molecular function: protein binding. The annotation marks the transcript as partial. Gene Ontology annotation, cellular component: extracellular exosome; motile cilium. The record is from RefSeq and is a predicted model, not a curated record. Gene Ontology annotation, biological process: cilium assembly; cilium movement. Lineage: Eukaryota; Metazoa; Arthropoda; Insecta; Coleoptera; Cerambycidae.